UGCACACUGCAGCUGGCAAAACCCCGCCCAAUUCUUUUUCAGGGAUGGGAUGGAAUGCACUUUGUUGCGGUGGAUACCGGAACUGGACCUGGGACUGGAGGCGGUCCGCCACCUCGAACUGCGGCCAAUAGCUCAUCAGAGCGGAUUCGCAACAUGCAGCUGCGUCAUCCAGCCUCGUAGCCUCGUUGCAUUUCGUUUUCACCUUCUCAAAGCUCUCAAAAUGCUACGUAGUCAUGUCUCAGUUGAAGUCGCGUCUUAAUGGCUCCACAUCAAAGGCGCGCGAUCCGCCGCCUUCAUUAUUCCUUCAUCCAUCUCCAGCUGCCUCGAAUGUCUCUCUCCCGGGACUGAGCGCAGUUCAAACUGCGUCAUCAAUGGGUCCUUCAUCUACUGGACAGCAUCUUGUUCCGUCGACUUCAAAUCAAGCCGCAGGUCCUCCAAAACUUACACGCCAAGGAUCGCUGUUGAAUCCGCGAGGGCGCGGUAACAAUGCAGGCCCGAUUCCAAGAUUGCAGACUGGGGACUCUUCCCGUACAGUCGACAGGACCGACGCUCUAUGGGCAGAGAUGCAAGCCACCUUGGAAGAGGUUGAGCUCUCAGCAUCUGGUGGAACUCAUGUGUUCGGUCUGGAGCAUGAUCGCAAGCUAACAGAACUACGAUCAGCUCAAAUUGCCUUGGCACAAGCAUGGGCAAGGAGUGAGGCAGACGAUGCAAUUGAUACCACAGACGGCGUUGGAAAUGAGGAAGUGCGCGACUUGAAGGGAGCUCUAGGUGGUGCCGGGUUGACUGCUGCAGGUGGUGCCGGACCUGGACUGGCUGGAAAGGCGAGUGCUGACGGCACGGAUCCUGGCAAGAGCACCGUGGGAACCGGCACCGCAAGACCACCAAGUAGUGGUCGUGGCGGCGAGAAGCUGGGUGCCAUGCUUGAGCAGGAGACAGAGUCCGAUAUUCUGCUGGCACGAAAGAGAAGAGAAGCCAACGACCGGUACUUCAGUAGAGUGGACCAGGGCGUUCGAGAUGUGGUGGCUAAACUAGAGGAUGUCGCCAUCACUAUGAGAGCUGUCGAGCAGGAGAGCAGAGAUGUUUGGGGUGAGGAGAGUGUUCCUGGAAGCGCCAAGCCCUAGGUCAACGUGCGAGAACAGUGACCGACAAGCACACAAGAACGUGCGACCUAUUCAUUUGGGGGG
This is a messenger RNA of Truncatella angustata, 1184 nucleotides long. RefSeq lists its product as uncharacterized. The transcript has a single exon. The record is from RefSeq and is a predicted model, not a curated record. Lineage: Eukaryota; Fungi; Ascomycota; Sordariomycetes; Amphisphaeriales; Sporocadaceae. Bases 234 to 1121 code for a protein of 295 amino acids.